This is a messenger RNA of Pungitius pungitius (ninespine stickleback), 3621 nucleotides long. RefSeq names its product MIS18 binding protein 1 (gene mis18bp1). The transcript has 16 exons. The record is from RefSeq and is a predicted model, not a curated record. Gene Ontology annotation, cellular component: chromosome, centromeric region. The coding region runs from base 134 to 3436 and encodes 1100 amino acids. NCBI's taxonomy places the organism in Eukaryota, Metazoa, Chordata, Actinopteri, Perciformes, Gasterosteidae.
ACGUUUUUGUUUUGACUGUACGUCACGGGUUUCUAACCAAACGCGGGGGGCGAUGAGAAAUUUGAAAUGUGCGAGCUAGCUGCUAGCUAACGCCUCGAAUGUACGGCGAUCGUUUUUAUUUUUCCUAAAGGCCAUGGCGUCGUAUCAUCAUUUAUUCCGCGAGAAAACACCACGGUUUGAAUCUCCUGCCAAGGUGUUCGCCAAACUCAAGUCCAAAGUGCAGAGAGAAGAGACUUGCGCUGAGAAGGAGACUUUUAGAGGCAACGACCCGCGUUGUAGGGACAAACACGUCUCUGUUUUUACGUCACCGAUGAAGCGAGCAGAGAGCACCCGGAUUACCGAUGAGUUUAAGGAGAGCCGGAGGUGUGAUUCCUAUCGCAAUGAAGCACAGGCCUUGACUCUCUCGCCCAUAUCGAGUCCUCAGAAAACCUUCCGGCAUUCAGAAAUGGUCAGAAAGGAAGUGGAGGAAAUGCGUCCGGUUAUAGGAACAUGUCAUGGAUGCACACCAAGAAAGAGAGCUUUCCUCGAGUCGACAGCAGUGUCCCACCUCUCUUCCGUGGUCAGCAGAAAGCCGAUCAACACGCAGUCGCCUCAGACCAGAGACCCGGGUGGCUUCACGGUAACCUGCAGGACUCCAGUAAAGGUACAGCCAGAGGAAAGUGACUUUGAAAGCAGUGUGUUUCUGGAAGGGUGUGCUCCUCUUGACAAGCUCAAGUCUCCAGCCUUCGUGUUCUCGCCCGUGAGAAAGAGGUUAAAGCGAAAUUGGGAGCUGCAGGAGUUGAACAAAGUCGUCAGCAAUGAACCCAGAAGUCAGCCACAAGAAAGGAAAACCUCCAGUGCUUCCAAUGGGGACAACAACACUUGCACUGAGAGUUUGGGUCGAGUCAGAGGAUCGUCUGCUGACCCAUCAGAGGGGAACCAAUUCACUCAUAAACCCGUGUUCCUAUCACCAAGAUCCAUCGCAACGAAUCGUUGCUAUGUUCCUUUGGAAAGAUUUAUUCCAAUGUCUCCAGCUAAGAUGUUUGCUUACAUGAAGGAGAGGGAAAGUAAAACGAAGCAGGAGAAAGUUCAGAGUCGAGUCAGCAGCAGCACGAGGGAUCUCUUGGAUCCAGGUGAAUUCCAUCAGGCCGGAGACACAUUGUCUCCAUCCCCAGUUCACACCGUGGGCGAGAUGGAGGACACUGAUUUUAGAAGUGCUCCAGAAAGUGUGGCUCCCGUCGACCGGUCCAGAGCAGAGUCAGCUGGCGGCGCGUCGGACACGGAUCCCUCCGAGGACGGCUUGAGCCGCUCCGUGUCGCCACAACCGUUAUUGCUCGAGGACUCGCUUGUACUCAAAACGCCACAAAUCUCUGUGCCAAAGACGCAAGAGCCUGUGUUCAAGAGAAAUAAAUGGCCCCAGAGCGCAAAAUUCCCAAAUGAGAGUGUGAUUUAUCUCGAAAAGUGGUUUCUGAGGAAGAAUCACAAGGGCCUGUUUGUUGAUGGAAUCCACCGGGAGGAAAAGAUACCAUGGAACAGUAACAUCAUUGUGGACAGAGUUUCUAAUAACGUGGUGAAGACGGUCUCCGGCAGGGUUUACAUCUUGGUCAACAGGAUGAAAAUGAGCUCCGACUCCGGGUUACCCAAGUGGCUUUUGAAGAAGUUUGCCAACGGAUUUCCUCCAGACUGGGACGCCCUUUAUAAGAGAUUUCUGUCAGGGUCAAGCGACAACCACAGCAGAAAACCUGAGAGGAACAGUCGGGGGAAAGGUGUCGCGUCCAAGGCAAAAUCCGAGGCCUCCUCCAUCGUCACCGCUGUGAAGCAACAUAGGAAAAAUUCUCCAAAGACUUCCGAUCUUCUUCCUGCCCCCUCGUCUCGUCUGAGCGUGUCGCGAAGUGGUCGCGUGAUCCGCCCGCCUCUGGAUUACUGGAAAGGAGGGAGAGUCAUUCUGGAUGCACACAUGAAUGUUACCAUCCACGAAUGUUAUGACACCUCCAUCCAUAUCCCUUUCUCUAAAACCACGUCUACGAGAACGUCACAGAAACCUGCGCGUGAGCUCCUGCCUCGCAGUGAAGGCCGCCAGCAAUGCGAGUCAGACAGCGACAGAGAAGAGGCGGUGCUACGGAGAAGCGUUAAAGCUCCCUUACGCAAACACAACAGUGCCAAAAUGAGACCUGAAAUUCCCGUGGAGACACCUCCGAGCCCCAAGGAUUGGUCUGGCAGACAAACGAGGUCCAACCGAAGGCGUCCGGCUCCAGACAAAACAACACAUGUGGACUCUGUCCCUCAAAAGCAAAGGGAACCGGAAAAGUCUUUAACAAAGAGGUCACAAAAACAGACACAUGACACCACGAGGCCUGCAGCGAGGGUCUCGAGUAGGAAGCGGACCGUCCCAAAACCUCAAGAAUCCUGUGUUGAUUAUGGAUCAUCAGCGUCGUCGGAGGACGGGGUCAGUAGGAGAAAGAGCUCUGGGAAAGAAGUGCACGGAAAGGCCGGCAACAAGUCACGGCCGAGCUACAUGUUUCCAUCAAGUGAGUCAUCAAAUUCCUCUGAGUUUGAGAGGGAACUGGAAAAGACAACCAAAGUGACACAAACAAAACACAAACCGAGGAAAUGCACCACGUCUUCAUCUCCCACGAAGUCUUUUCCUACGGCGACGCGGUCCAGCAAGCCCAAGGCGAACAAAGCCAACGCAGCGGCUCCACGAGAUCAGGAUGCCGACGGGUGGACAGAGGCGGAGCUCGUGAAGCUACAGGAGGCCGUGUCGUGCUUCCCCAAGUGCAUGGCGGGCUACUGGGCCAAGGUGGCGCGGAUGGUGGGGACGCGUUCCGCAGAAGAAUGCCACUUCCAGCACACAUGCCAGGGAGCCUCCCAGACUCCUCCUAAGAGAGCCAAGAAACCCCCAAAGGACAAGUUGGAAGCGCCCAAAGAUACAGAUCGCCCGGCGAUAUCUGCACGAGUGGGGACCUUAAAGAGAAAACAGCAGGUGCGCCAGUUCCUGGAGGCCAUGCCCCGAGAAGAUGUCGAGGACGUCUUCAGCUCUGCGUACAUGCAGAACAAACGUUUUGAGAUGCCCUCGAUGUGCCAGAGUGACCAGGACUUCCCAUUGUCAGAAAUGGUGCCACACACACCCAUGUCGACAGGUUUCCCUGAAGUGAAGACUCCUCGUUGUCUGCAAAUCAGUCCCGGCAUGAUGGGUUCCCCAAACCGGACCAAUGACGACAAGUUGGUCUAUCAACUCCAGAAGAGGAUGAAAAAAAAUCGGUUUAAUGCCUGCAAACCGGCUGCUUCUUCAAAGGCCUUCACACUCACGCCAUCCGUUAAGCGAACAAUGAGAAGAUGUGGUAACACAGAAAAUGACACCUUUUUUGUUUGGGAGAUGUUUCCCGGGAAUGAUGGCGUGCUGCCUGAAAGCGAAGAGGAAGAGGAUGAGGAUUUUUACUACUUGGACAAGGCGUGAUUUGCGCUGAAACAUCACAUGGUUCAACAAAAAAAAAAAAAAGGGUUUUGCAUGAACUAAAAUCAAUACAGUUCAUAUCUGUAAAUAUAUUUUUUUCUUUAAAGCCAUUAGUCCCAAGAGUCAGUUGUUAAUAUACUUUUAAUAAACACUUUUUUUCAACAUACUGCAUCAUCACUUUCCAAUGA